Molecule: messenger RNA, 1644 nt
Organism: Aspergillus heteromorphus CBS 117.55
Lineage: Eukaryota; Fungi; Ascomycota; Eurotiomycetes; Eurotiales; Aspergillaceae
Exons: 3
Coding region: 141-1277 (378 amino acids)
Biological process (GO): mitotic sister chromatid segregation
Cellular component (GO): chromosome passenger complex; chromosome, centromeric region; spindle midzone
Source: RefSeq, a predicted model, not a curated record
GCUCCCCUCCCAUUUCAUCCCUUCCGACCUCAAUCUCCUCCACCCACCAACCCACCCCCGUCACUCGAAAUUCACACAACUCAAUCAUCUCCCACCCAUCGCCUGUUUUCCCUCGGUCGCGCAUAUCCAAUUUGCCCCCAAUGGCUUCUCUCUCCGCCAAACGCAAGUCUCCCGAAGACGCGUCCCACCAUGACGAAGCCAGAACGCCCACAAACAGCCCCCCCAGGAAGAAGCUCCGGAUCACACGCAAUCAGAAACAGGCCCUUAUGGAUAACCUCCAGCUUGAGAUCACCGAGCGCGCCCGCAAACUUCGUGCACAGUAUGCCCUUCAAGCCAACGAUCUCCGCGCACGAAUUGAACGACGUGUGAACCGCAUCCCCAUGGCUCUCCGCAAGGCCAAAAUGGGCGAAUUACUUGAGAAACACACGGCCUCUCUCCGGGCCCAGCAAGAAAAUACGUCUCCGAGGAAGCUCCUCAGCCCAGCCAAAGCGCCAAGGAAUUUCGCAACCAUCUCCGUCAGCCCCAACGUGCAAAAGGCUUCUGCUGCGAGCCCCAGCGCCCGCAGAGUGAAGAAGCAAAGCCACGGAGAAAUCUACUCGGACAAGGAGAACGCUCCCGCCGCCGGAGAGCCCCUCGAUGUACUGAAGAACCCGAAGAGACGCGGCGCCGCUGCUGGUACUUCGCGCGUUGUGUCGCAGGAAAUGCGAGGAGCAGACUAUAGGAUUCUUUCCCCCAAGACCUCGAAUUCCCGGACAUACCCACAGUCGCCGUUGCGCGCCUCACCAGAGAAGCCCACGAACUCAUCGUAUCUAUCGCGACCCAUGUCGCCUCUGAAGCCAUCCAGUCCGCUCAAGUCGACCACAGGGAUCAUCCGGACAGUCAAAGGUGCCUCCUCCGCCAUCAAGGAUAACAGACCCCCAUCGCAGGCAGCAAAGAGACCCGUCAGCCGCGCCGCCACGGGGUCCAAGACGCUGCGCUCCCCAUUGCCAAGACCCGCGACGCGGCAGCUCGAACGCAGAGGCAGCGUCUCAUCGUCCGCAUCGUCCGGAACAACCGUUGCCAAGCCAACGAGGACCGGAACCGGCGCUCGCAAAGCAACCACCGCGUCAACCUCAAGCGCUACGACUAAGAAAUCAACCGUCGCGAGACAAACCGCCUCCGCAGCUGCGAAGAGGAAUACCACCUCAGCUACAACCAAGAGAGCCCCCACGCCCGCCGGGGGCGACGCCCCAACAACAACAACAGCAGGACGGAGAGUCCUCCGCAAACGAGCUUAGUGUGCAGCACAUCACCACAUACAUUCAAUCGACUUUCUCAAAUUGGCAUGUUUUCUUCAAUAUUUUUUUUUUUUUUUAGUUAUGGGCGCGGAGUAAAACGGUGUUUUUUAAUACCUUUUUUUUGGCAAUGGCAGGGGCGAGGUCUACGGGGAUAUCAUGGGAGUUUUCAUGCGCCUUGUUUUUUUUUCUCUCCCUUUUUUUUAUACAACAAUACGAUUCUCAGUAGCCUGAUUUGGGCCUGUCUGGCUUCUUACAGUUUGGUUUACAGUACAUUCUGGUUGAAUAAUGAUCCUUCGGCGAUUUCUUUUGGGGGUCGAGCUGUGGGAGGAUGGGAGGCGAGUCUAUAAUUUUGGAACUUUGACAUGCG